AUGCCAUAUAUCUUGGUAUCAGAUACUAAAGGCGACGACCGGUCUUGUCCCAAGGAAGCUGCACAACGCAAGAGGCCAUACUGUGUUUAUCAAGAAAACCUUACUUGGGAUGACAAUUUGCCACGAAAGAAGCCACGCCUUUCCUCACACAUCGAUGGCCCCUUGUCCCGAUUACCUGCCGAAAUAAUUUUCCAAAUUAUAUCCGAAAUUAUGGACCGAACGACCCUUUUGAGUGUUUGCCGAGUGAAGCCUUUCAAGGGCAUCAACAUGGACGCUUUCCGUUCUGCCUACACCGAGGAAGUUAGACGGGGAGAGUAUACACCCGAUAAUGCGAUUGACACCAUUUCCAAACACAUAAAACAACAUCAAGAGGCGGCUCUGAUGAUUUUUGAAGUCACUUGGAAAGGCAUGAUCCGUGAAGGGCAGUUGAAAGGUGCUGUUUCUUUCCUAAACCGCCUUGGUCACGGACUAGAUGAAGAGGAUUUCGACACAGUGCUACUGUCACUGCGAACCAUGUAUGAUGACAUUGUUCUAGAAACUUCAUGGGACACCUGGGCAGCUGCGUUUACAGCAGCAGAUUUCUUACACGAGGAAUAUCGAAAUGAUGACACUAUAAAGAUGAUCAAAAGGAUACGGCAUGGAGCUGUUUCUAAACGGCCUACCUUGUGUUAA
Molecule: messenger RNA, 672 nt
Organism: Pseudogymnoascus destructans
Lineage: Eukaryota; Fungi; Ascomycota; Leotiomycetes; Thelebolales; Thelebolaceae
Exons: 2
Coding region: 1-672 (223 amino acids)
Source: RefSeq, a predicted model, not a curated record